AUGAAGUUCACUAUUGUGAUUGCUGCUCUUCUUGGAGUUGUCCUGGCUCCAGCUCUUGCCAACAAGAACACUGACAAUGGGCACCACAGUGAAAACUCAAACCGCUCUGACAGCGGCAUCAGCACCGACCCAAAGGAGGGCUCUGAGGGCUGGAAAACUGUCUGGGACUUCAAGACUGGCUACGUUGCAACCAAAGUGUUUUCAAAGAACACCUGCAUCAUUGCUUCAACGAGCAGGAGGUUUUGGCUUGGCAAACAGUUUCCUACACCACCUCCUGGAGAUACGGUAGGAGGGUGGAUGAAACCUCACCCGCUGCCAUCCAGAGAGAAUCGCUUCCUCAUCUCCAGGCACAGACUCCAGAGCUUGAGCCCCUAUGGAAAACGCAUCCAAGCUCUGUGCAGAGGAAUCCCCUCUUACCUGGCUUACCCAGCUCCUGGAUCAAACUUCUUAAGAGGAUCAAACUUCUCAGGAUCAAACUUCUUAGAACGACGUGUUUCAUGA
Messenger RNA from Myiozetetes cayanensis, 501 nucleotides. Its product is annotated as gastrokine-1-like. The transcript is spliced from 6 exons. Gene Ontology annotation, biological process: regulation of cell population proliferation. NCBI's taxonomy places the organism in Eukaryota, Metazoa, Chordata, Aves, Passeriformes, Tyrannidae. The record is from RefSeq and is a predicted model, not a curated record. The coding region runs from base 1 to 501 and encodes 166 amino acids.